This is a messenger RNA of Lachancea lanzarotensis, 429 nucleotides long. It is a transcript of the gene MRPL51, whose product is annotated as LALA0S03e05182g1_1. The transcript has a single exon. Gene Ontology annotation, cellular component: mitochondrial large ribosomal subunit. The coding region runs from base 1 to 429 and encodes 142 amino acids. NCBI's taxonomy places the organism in Eukaryota, Fungi, Ascomycota, Saccharomycetes, Saccharomycetales, Saccharomycetaceae. Gene Ontology annotation, molecular function: structural constituent of ribosome. Gene Ontology annotation, biological process: mitochondrial translation. The record is from RefSeq and is a predicted model, not a curated record.
AUGGUGGUCAAAGCACUAAAACAAUCAUCUAUUGCCAGAAAUGGUGUUGGAGCAUAUAUCUUCCCAUGCAAAAAAAUCGUACUGCAAUUUUGCAAUUGGGGUGGUUCAUCGCAAGGAAUGCGUAACUUUUUGAAUAGUAAAAGAUUAGAUCUUCUAGCACGCAAAUAUCCAGACAUCGAAUUUAACAUCAUCAAGCAGUCCGGUCAUCCGCUGGUAAGGGCUCACUACACUAACGGCAGGGAAAAGGUAAUUUGUGUGAGAAACUUGAACAUCGACAACGUCGAGAACAAGCUGAAAAUGCUCAAGGACUCUUCAGGUGAAAUUCUACAUCAUCGUGUUUCCAACGAUUACGUAGAGUCUCUCAACUCAAGUGUUAGAGGCGUAUGGUCGCCAAUGCAUGUUGAUCCUUCCGUUAGACACAAGGUGUAG